This is a messenger RNA of Macrobrachium nipponense, 2597 nucleotides long. RefSeq names its product E3 ubiquitin-protein ligase RFWD3-like. Gene Ontology annotation, cellular component: nucleus. The transcript has 2 exons. Gene Ontology annotation, biological process: protein ubiquitination; interstrand cross-link repair. The record is from RefSeq and is a predicted model, not a curated record. Gene Ontology annotation, molecular function: protein binding; ubiquitin-protein transferase activity. Bases 247 to 1641 code for a protein of 464 amino acids. NCBI's taxonomy places the organism in Eukaryota, Metazoa, Arthropoda, Malacostraca, Decapoda, Palaemonidae.
UACAAGUCCUUCACAGGAGUAUGACCAGUCAGUAUCAGUUGCUGGCCCUUCAAAUCAUGGACCUGAUGAAUCAAGUCAGCACCAGUCAAAAAUUCAUAAAGAAGUUAAUGAGACAACCCCUAAAAAGACUGAGUCAGGUUUUGUGAAGGCUCCAUCAUCGCCCGAAUCUGACGAUGAAGGACAGAUAUGUUCCAUAUGCUUUGAACCCUGGGCUAAUUCUGGAGCUCAUCGUCUGGCAUCUUUGAAAUGUGGACAUAUUUUUGGAACUCCUGUAUUGAGCGAUGGUUAAAAGGUCAAGGAGGAAAAUGUCCUCAGUGUAAUGCUAAAGCAACCAGGAAAGACAUAAGAGUACUUUAUGCUAAAUCACUGAAGGUUAUUGAUACUUCAGAAAGAGAUCGUGUUAUACGAGAGCUUGAAAAGGAAAGGGAAGCUAGACGAAAACUUGAAUUGGAACAUGCCCAAACAAAACUUCAGUAUGAACUUAAAUCACAGUUAGUGGCAAAAUUGCAGAAUGAACUAAAAAUGUUGAAGAAUGCUACUGCAAAAAGUAAUGUUUCAGCUCCAGAAUUAGGAAUGUCCCAAGGAAUUUCUACUGAAAAUAUGAAUAAAUUAAUAAUACACUCAGCACUAGACAUUGCAAAAGAUGGUGGUUGUCGUGUUAUGGCUUAUAAUGAGUGGUUAAAUAUGGUGGUAGUGUCAAUGCCCAGCCAUGUGAGUAUGUUUCCAGGUUGUGGAGUCAAGAAAAUAAAUAUGCUUGAUAUAAAAAGUGAGAGAUAUAUUCCAGUUCAUACAAAACAGAUAAGAGACAUGGCAUUUAAUCCUGUUAAAAAUGAUUUACUCCUUACAGUUGGGAUGGACAAGCUUGUUAAACUGACAAAUGUCUGCAACAAUGCUCCUGUUGGGUCUUUUACUGCAGAGAGCCCUCUUUGGAGUUGUUGUUGGAAUGCUGAUCAUGCUAAUCAGUUUUUUGUGGGCACUGCAACUGGAUUAGUAUUGAUGUAUGACACUCGAAAUACGGAUGGUCCUAUUAAGACCAUCAAAGUUACCGGUUCGGGGCCAGUAGUGUCUCUGUGUUAUAUUCCUUGGGAAGCUUCUGAAAAUUCUUGCACAGGAGGACUCCUGGUAGCAAGAUUAUCCUCGUGUUCAUUUGUUUUAGUCAAAGAAAAUGAAAUUCAAGAUAAUGCAUUAUUAUUGGAAGGUCCCUUUACAUCAUUGUCCUAUGAAAAAUCCACUCGACAUUUUAUGGUAUCAUGCCGUCCCUGUCAAAAAUAUCCACAUGCUCGACACUUAGUAUGUGAACUUCAGUAUGUUGAUAUGAGUUCAAGUGCAGCAACCAACAAUAAGGUUGUUGCAGCAAAUAUCAUCCAAACAUUUAAAGGGGGCACAACACAAAAGGUACUCUCUCGUUCCUCUAUUGUUGCACAUCCAUUACAAGCUGGUUCUAUAUUGGCUUGUGCAAGUGAUGAAUCAACACAGAGCACUUGCUUGUGGGAUGUGUCUUCAGGAGCUUGUGUCCAGGUGUUAAAGUGCAGAGAGACAGUCAUUGAUAUUUUGCUCUUGAAAAGUAAUCAGAGUGCCUUUUUGGCACUGUUGACCGAUAAAUCUGUCAAGUUUUACAAAUGGGUAGAAUUAUUAAGUUAACCAUCAUUUUUUUUUUUUCAUUAAUUAUUUUAAGUUUUUUAAGUAAAUGGUAUAGGGCUCAUAAUGUAAUGUUUUGUGGUAAAGCAAUACUAAUUUCAACUAAGGUAAUGUAAAUUGAAUUUUAAUUUACCAAAAAAAAUAUUUUUAUUAAAUAAAGAACCAUGAGAUUGUUACUGUUAACUGACAUAGCAGUUGAUGUUUUAUGUACCUGUAUCAAAAAAGAUAAUAUCUUUUAUAAAGAAUAUCUUGAUAUUGUAGAUGCCUCUUUUAUAGAUAUGUUUACGUUUAUGUUAAAUUUUUUCUUUUCCAGCCCUUUAGUUUCACUGAACACUUAGAAAUCUUAUAGUGUGUGAAUGAAAGAUGAAUUUGUAGAACACCUUGGUACUGAAGUAUUAGUUUGUGCUGUAAACUGUAAUAAGGAAUGAAUAUGAUGUUUAAAGACAUGAAUGGUACCAAUAAGUUUAAUGAUUUCUUGAAGAAUCAUGUGUAUAAUUCAAGUAUAGCUGGAAGUUUUAUAUUGGUUAGAACUUUAGUGCAAAAGUGGGAGAAUAAGGACAUUUAUUUAUGCCUAAUCUGACAGUAGCAUUUUCAAGAAACUUUUUAUACCUUUAUGAUUUGCCAAUUGACAAUGUCCUCCACUUGCAUAGUUAGCUAGAUGGGCUGAAAUACUCUUAAUGUAAUUGUAAUAAGUACAAUGUUAAGUUUUAAAAAAGUAAUAGUUUCAUACAGAAAUAAAACUUAGUACCAUUCUUUUAAUAUCUUGUUUUCCUUAACAGAUGCAGUAAUUUAUAUUAAUUUUGAAAAUGACAAUAUUUUAAACUGUCUGUAUUCACAUAAAUUCUAUGGAAGAACAUGUAGAUAGUUAGAAUGUAACCAUACCUAAUUGUAUCAUAUUUUUUUUAUAAUAAUGAAGAAAAUAAAUAACUCCCAUUCUUUAAAGGUGAGGAUAAAAUAUA